CUCUCUUACUCCACUCUACUCCCCUAAUUUUCAACUACUUUACUACCACCUGCAACCAUGACCAAUCCCUCCGUCAACGUUUACCUCGACAAGCAGGAGUACGGAAAGGAUAAAGUCCGUCUUCUCAAGGUUCACCGCGACUCCAAGAUCCACCGUGUUGAUGAUUUGACCAUUCGCUGUCUCCUUUCCGGCACCUCCUUCACCACCUCUUACACUGAGGCUUCCAACAAGGCUGUUGUUGCAACUGAUUCCAUCAAGAACACCUGCUAUAUCCUUGCCAAGUCUUCCAAGGUCGUUGAUACCCUCGAGCUUUUCGCUUCUGAGCUCGGCAACCACUUCUUGAACACUUACAACUGGGUCGAUGGCGCUCAUGUUACCAUUAUCCGCCACCGCUGGGCUCGCAUGAACAUUGAUGGAAAGCCCCACACUCACUCCUUCUGGCGCGAUGGUGACGAGACCCGCCAGACUGACAUCUUCAUUAAGCGUGGCGCCAACGGCCGUCGCACUAUUGAGAUCAAGUCUGCUAUUGCUGGAUUGUUGGUCCUCAAGACCACUGGCUCUUCCUUCGAGGACUUUGUCAGGGAUGAGUACACCACCUUGCGUGAGGCCAAGGACCGCAUCCUCUCUACUUGUGUUGAUGCCACCUGGGAGUUCAACGUUCCUUCUGUCCAGACUGAGAGUUUGUUGCCCACUCUUUCCCAGAUUCCUUUCAACCAGAUCUACGAUUCCGUUCGUGAUGUCACUUGCAAGAUCUUCGCUGAAGACGAGUCGGCCUCUGUCCAGGCUACCCUCUACAAGAUGGCUGCUCAGUCGAUCGCCAACUGGAAGUGGUUGGACCGUGUGUCCUAUGCUCUCCCCAACCGCCACUUCUUUGCUGUUGACUUGAGCUACUUCAGAGGCACCAAGAACUUGGCUGAGCAUGCAGAUGUCUACCAGCCUUUGUCUGACCCCUCCGGUCUUAUCACCGCCACCGUUGCCCGUGCUCCCGGCACCUCUCGUCUGUAAAUACCCCGGCGGUAGAGCGCACGAGGAUAAUAUUAUUUGAAUAAAACUGUAUAUUACUUCUC
Molecule: messenger RNA, 1067 nt
Organism: Lobosporangium transversale
Lineage: Eukaryota; Fungi; Mortierellomycota; Mortierellomycetes; Mortierellales; Mortierellaceae
Exons: 1
Coding region: 58-1005 (315 amino acids)
Biological process (GO): purine nucleobase catabolic process; urate catabolic process
Cellular component (GO): peroxisome
Molecular function (GO): urate oxidase activity
Source: RefSeq, a predicted model, not a curated record